Molecule: messenger RNA, 3026 nt
Organism: Conger conger (European conger)
Lineage: Eukaryota; Metazoa; Chordata; Actinopteri; Anguilliformes; Congridae
Gene: agfg1a
Product: ArfGAP with FG repeats 1a
Exons: 13
Coding region: 251-1933 (560 amino acids)
Molecular function (GO): GTPase activator activity
Source: RefSeq, a predicted model, not a curated record
GAACAGAGCGCGAGUCGGCAGCAUUUGACCCUCCUCUUGACUACUACGUCUCGACUCCUUGUUCGUGGAAAUUGGAGGCCACUCUGAAUUCCGGUUCGACUCUUCAUUCAGCCGCCCUGUUCCGUCUCUUUCUCAGGUCCUCCGUGGGUCUCGGGUAUCUGUACCGCUGUCGUGAUCACUUUUUGAAAUUGGCAGUUUCCCCACCGUUCCUCGGUAUCAGUCUUUCCCCCCGACAGUCCCGGCCCCGGCCAUGGCGGCGAGUGCGAAGCGAAAGCAGGAAGAGAAGCAUCUAAAGAUGCUGCGGGAGAUGACGAGCCUGCCGCCCAACAGAAAGUGCUUCGACUGCGACCAGCGCGGCCCGACUUACGCCAACAUGACUGUGGGCUCGUUCGUCUGUACCACCUGCUCCGGUAUUCUACGAGGGCUCAACCCCCCCCACAGAGUGAAGUCUAUCUCCAUGACGACCUUCACGCAGCAAGAAAUAGAAUUUCUGCAGAAACACGGCAACGAGGUGUGUAAACGGAUAUGGCUGGGUCUGUAUGAUGACAGAACAUCAGCUAUACCAGACUUCCGUGAACCACAGAAAGUCAAAGAGUUCCUUCAAGAAAAAUAUGAGAAAAAAAGAUGGUACGUCCCCCCGGAUCAGGCCAAAGUGGUGGCCUCUGUCCACGCCUCCAUCUCGGGCUCCUCUGCCAGCAGCACCAGCAGCACCCCCGAGGUGCGCCCCCUCAAAACCCUGCUGGGAGAAUCGGCCCCCACCCUGCACCUCAACAAGAGCACACCCAGUCAGUCGCCGGUGGUGGCUCGCACCCAGGGCCAGUCGGUGGCCGGGCAGUUCCAGGAGAAGAAGUUCGACCUCCUCAGUGACCUGGGCGGAGACAUCUUUGCGGCCCCGCCCUCCCAGGCUGCAGGCUCGGCAAAUUUUGCAAACUUUGCGCAUUUCAACAGCCAUCCAGCUCAGAGCGCUGCACAAGCAGACUUUGCAAACUUUGAUGCGUUUGGAAACUCCGGUGCAGCAGCUCAUUUUCCCCCUGCACCUCAACCUGUGUCCCAGCCCCCUCACACAGGUAGCACCCCCGGAUUAGCUAAUGCCGGCUUUGCAAAUUUUGACAACUUCCCCAAAUCCUCUAGCGCCGACUUCGGCUCCUUGAGUUCGUCGCAGAGCGACUCGGCAGGGGUCCCCAGAGCAGGCGUAGACAGCGCGAGCGUCCCCGCGGAUAGAUACGCCGCUCUGGCUGACCUGGAUAACAUCUUUAGCUCUGCCAAACCUGAGCCAGGCGUGCCCAGCGGCGUGAGCUCCGCCCCUGCCUCCGCGGGGGUGGGGCCUCCUCAGGCGCCGCCCCCCGGGCUGGGCGGAGACCGCUACGCCGCGCUGGCCGAGCUGGACAACGUGUUCAGCUCCUCCGCCCCCACAGCCAGCGUGUACAGCACCUGCAGCACUGCCCCGGGGAAUGUUUUUGGCGCCGUUACCGGGGUGACGCCCUCCCAGGCACAGCAGGUGGUACCCAGCAUGCCCCAGGGUUUUGGAGCUCCCUCAACGAACCCGUUUGUAGCUGCCGUUGCCCCAGCGACUGCUCCUACCAACCCCUUCCAGACCAAUGGGAGAGCCGCAGCAGUGGCAGCAGCCACAUUUGGCACAGGCUCCAUGAGCAUGCCAGCGGGAUUCGGGAACCCCGCCGCCUACAACCUCCCCACCAGCUUCAGCGGAACGUUCCAGCAACCCCUCCCAGGACAGGCUCCCUUCCCCCAGCCUCAGGCUUACCCACCACAGCCCAACGGUGCAGGCUUCGCAGCGUUCGGACAGGCUAAGCCCAUGGUGACCCCGUUUGGGCAGCAGUUGGCGGGUCCCGGCAUGUCGAGUAACCCCUUCUUGGCUGGAGCCCCUACAGGACAGUAUCCGGCAGGAGGUUCCUCCACAAACCCCUUCUUAUAGCGUGCCUCCCACGAGCCACCACUAGGGGCCGACACCUGGAGCCCGCACACACCUCUUGCACUGUUUUGUUUCACAAGUAGCUUUAAAACAUGUUUCUAAAACUUGUAUUUUCUAUUGAGUUUUAAAAACGACAAACGGCGGCGACAACAUCAAUGACAAAACAGAACAAGGUAACGGUGUGUCGAAGGAUGGUCUCACCACAUCCUGUAUUUAACCUGUGAACUGGUCCCACACCCACAGAGCCACAUGUAUAUUCAAACUGGCUAAUGCUAAGUUAUUGCAAAUACCACAUUCGUUAUGCUGCAACUCUGUACAUAUUUUUCUUAGAAAUUUUGCUCUUUGUGCAUAUCAGUAUUGGUAACUUUACCACAUGUAUGUUACAGGGAAAAAAAGCAUUGGGCUACUGAGAAUUUCUGUAUUUGUGGAAAAAGAAAAAAAAACAAGGAAACAAAUCGAUACAGGUGGUUUGGAUCAGUAGGUACAACAGACUCUGCAAAAACAAAAACAGAAAAAGAAAAAAAGAGGAAAAUGCUUUGUGUUCCAUUUCCACGGUGGGAAAGAGUGUGGCUCUUCCCUCACCUGUCCAGAGGCUCGUGACUCCGCCCCCGGACUUGGCUACCUGCCUGCAGCUUCCUCCAGGACCUUGCCGGCCAAUCUCCUGCCACGUCCUCAGGUGCUCACUCAGUCAGCACAGACUAAGACCACUUAUGUUGGGUGUUAAGGAAAUUUAAGUUAAUCUGUACAUAUAUAUUAAAAUGAAUUUUAACUAAAAAAAAAAACAAAAACAAACUCUUUUGUAUUUCUGUACAACUCAUUCAUGUGUUGAAACAUUUUUGUAAAAUAGAGAGAUUUAUAAAUGGCUAUCAUUAUUCAGACGUUGCACUCUUAUUGGACACGGAAGGUUUGGCCCCGCCUCGGGGGCACGGUGAAAGGAGAUGAUUGGCUGGGUAGGAAGUCGUGGUGACAGGAGCACAUGCAGCCCUGGGAAAUCUGAUAUAUAUUUCUAGCUCUAUUGUAAUAGCACUUUUCAUCUGCCUUGUAUUUAGAUUUUACUUUUAAUUAAGAAUAAAAAGUGAAGGCAAAAGCAAUCACA